AUGGCUUCGAAUUCAGGUCCAUCCAAUUCUCCACUAGGUUUCUCAUUUGUUCUACAUAAAUCCCCAUUUACCACCAUUACGUCUGCAGCCACACGACAACCACUCACCGCCGUUCGGAUUUCUCUCCUUACACCAAAUAAUAAGAAUCAUUCUCUUGGAAAUCCAGAUGUUGAGUUAUACUAUGAACCAGAUCUUGGUGUAUCACUAGUGAAUUUUCGUGAUGUUUUGUUGCAUAGUCAGUCUCUUGCAGGCAUAACAAUGUCUAUGCAAAGAAACAAACUUGAAACUGAAUUAAAGAAGGUCAAAAACUUGUUGUCUGUUGCAAAUGGUUGUCUUCAAAAUGUCACAAAGGAAAGGGAACAGUUUGAUGAUGCUAAUAAUCAGCUUCUUGUACACUUCAAGUCAAAGGAUGCACUGGGACCCGCUAUCGCCAUUUUGAGGGAACAUGCGAAGAACUUGAAAAGGUAUGACAAAGCAAUUGACCCAGAUGAAGAAUUUUUACAAGAUAUCGAACAAAGAAAAAGCCUUGAACAUGAAUAUCUAGCUGCAGAAACCAAGGUUCUUACAAUCUUUGGUGCGCCACUGAACCUCUAA
Lactuca virosa is the source of this 594-nucleotide messenger RNA. NCBI's taxonomy places the organism in Eukaryota, Viridiplantae, Streptophyta, Magnoliopsida, Asterales, Asteraceae. The record is from the annotation of a GenBank genome assembly.